CCAUCUACAAAUUAUGUCUACAAAUUAUAAUGCAAAUGAUAAGUGGCAAUUAUCGGGGUCCAAGCACUAUACAUCUGUGAGCACUAAGCCAGAACGCAAAUGAAUGCAAGUUGAAUGGCUGCUGCUUAUAACAGAUGUGGGAUCUCAAAAUGAGAUGUCUGCCAAAUUCCAUGCAUACUGACCUUUUUGAUUUGCUAAGCAAGAUUGUUUUAACAAGCAAAAAAACACCUAGAAAAAGUACCAUCUGACAUGUCUGGCUGCACUCUGUGAACUAAAUUUGUCCACAGCAAUUACACCUGUAUUUUAGUUUCAGAGUGCACCAGAAUUCCAUGUUAACAUCACCAACAUUUUCCCCUAUAAAUUUCAUGACUAGACCUGCUACAAGGAAUUGGUUUCUGAACUUAUCACUUUUUUCACUUCUCAUGAGUGAACAAUGUUUAACAGAUGUGUGCAGAGGCUCAAAUGUGGAAAGAUAUCUGCAAAAUCACAUUGAAUGCAUGAGCAAUUUAGAAGUUGUAGAACUACUCAAACUAUAUGCAAUAUCAUGUCUUGUUCUAGUAGUACAGCAAAUCCUGCUACCAGUCUACCUAAAUGAACAGGUUCCUGUAGUUUGUAACACUUUCACCAUUUUGCCUCCAGCUGCCCUUCUACAUGUUUUAGCACAGCAUGGCAGCAGACAAAUCUGAUCUACAACAGUUUAGAUUUGGACAGACCUUCCAGAUUCCCCUCCCCUGUUACAUCAUGGUGAAAAUAUCUGGCAGCGCGCAUGAAAACAGGGUGGAUGCUGCUGCUGUUGCAUGCAGGAGACAGAAUAUCGACUAGUUUCAGUUUUUGUGAGGGCGAACAGGGCCUGUCGUCACACCCAAACGAGACGUUCGGUGAUCACGGCUGCAUCAUGCAUCAGCCAUUGCUGGCCAUAUGCCUGCUGUCUCUCUCCUCUGCGCUCACUGUGAACUCCUCCAUAAAGAAAGGACACAACUUCACCAUUCAUUCAUCCCAGCUUGUCUGUAGUCUUCCAGGGCCUCAGGGUCCUCCUGGCAGUCCCGGACCUCCAGGUCCAAGCGGGAGCAAUGGCCGUAUGGGCUUGCCUGGCAGCGACGGUCAGGAUGGCAAGGAUGGAGACAAGGGUCAGAAAGGAGAUAGAGGGGAGCAAGGGCGUCAGGGCAAUCCUGGAAAACCUGGACUGAAGGGCCGCCAAGGAGUUGUGGGUAGGGCAGGGCUGAGGGGUCUAAAGGGGCUGCGAGGGUCAGCUGGUGUGCUUGGGAUGGCAGGGCUGAAGGGGGAAGCUGGAGACAUGGGUGAGGCCGGUGUCCCUGGUGGCUGUGACUGCGGGACACAGGCACGGUCAGCCUUCUCAGUAGCAAUCACUAAGAGCUAUCCCAAGGAGCGCAUGCCCAUCCAGUUUGAUCGCAUCCUAAUGAACGAAGGCAGUCAUUACAAUUCCAGCAGCGGCAAGUUUACCUGCACCGUCCCAGGCGUGUACUUCUUCACCUAUGACAUCACGCUGGCUAACAAACAUCUGGCAAUCGGUCUCGUUCACAACGGACAAUACAAGAUCAAGACUUUCGAUGCUAAUACUGGGAACCAUGAUGUAGCAUCUGGGUCUACAGUCCUCCGGCUGCAGAAAGGAGACCAAGUCUGGCUUCAGAUCUUCUACUCUGAGCAGAAUGGGCUCUUCUUUGACCCGUUCUGGACUGACAGUAUGUUCACAGGAUUUCUGAUCUAUGCCGACCUGGUGACUCCAAAUCAGGCGCAGACCACUGCCAGUCCUGGAUCGUCUUAAUGAAAUUUUUAUCCUGAAAUUUACAGCAAAUUUUAAGAAUAAAAGUUCCUGAAUGGUUCUCGGAUA
Pygocentrus nattereri (red-bellied piranha) is the source of this 1849-nucleotide messenger RNA. It is a transcript of the gene c1qtnf2, whose product is annotated as C1q and TNF related 2. NCBI's taxonomy places the organism in Eukaryota, Metazoa, Chordata, Actinopteri, Characiformes, Serrasalmidae. Gene Ontology annotation, molecular function: protein binding. The transcript has 3 exons. The coding region runs from base 767 to 1783 and encodes 338 amino acids. The record is from RefSeq and is a predicted model, not a curated record.